Molecule: messenger RNA, 1222 nt
Organism: Mucor mucedo
Lineage: Eukaryota; Fungi; Mucoromycota; Mucoromycetes; Mucorales; Mucoraceae
Product: PQ loop repeat-domain-containing protein
Exons: 4
Coding region: 98-1024 (308 amino acids)
Source: RefSeq, a predicted model, not a curated record
UCUUCAUGAUCCCAAUACAGAAUAUUUUUUAUUUUUUUUUCUUUCUUUUCUCAUCUUUUUUUUUUCUGCUAAUUUUUUUUUAUAUAUAUAUUUUUAUAUGGAGUGUGUUGUUGGGGAAAAUCAGGUGCCUUAUAUACCGUGGAUCUAUUCUAUCUUUGGUUCAUGUGUUUACGGAUAUCAAGAUGCUUUCAGUAUGUUUUUUGGUCUGUUAUCUAUCUUCUGUUGGCUAAAUGCCCAAGUACCUCAAAUGAUGGAUAAUUACAAAUCCGGUUCUGCCGAUGGUUUAUCAUUGUAUUUACUGUACUUUUGGUUAGCUGGUGAUCUUGGAAAUAUGUUUAGCUGUGUAUUGAAUCACCAGUUGCCAUUUCAAACCUAUUUAGCCAUGUAUUUUGUGGCCACGGAUCUGAUUCUACUUUAUCAAUAUUUCUAUUUCGGAAAAGGGGAUCAAGUUGUGAAGGAAGCCUUGAUGACUAUGGUUGAGAAUCACGAUGAGGAGACAUCACUUGUGAUGACAAAGACGAGAGAGGAUAUCUUGACCGUGAGUCAGUAUGGAUCAACAGAUAAAAAUAAGACGACAACAGCUUUGAUGGGAUUAUUAUUAUUCGGAUGUAAAUUAGGCUUGGGAUCGACCUUGACGACGACUAUGACUACCCAAAAGGGAGGGGAUGCACUGGGAUUGGAAUCCCCCGUGACGGCGGGUUGGUUAUUGGCUUGGAUGUGUACUACGUUUUAUUUAGUGUCUCGUAUACCGCAGAUCCAUAAAAAUCAUAAGCGACACUCUACGCAAGGACUUUCUUUAUGGUUGUUUAGCUUUGCAGUUUCAGGGAAUAUGACGUAUGCCAUCAGUAUCCUACUUCAUCCUGGACAUACUCGUAAGAGCUUGUUCGAGUCACUUCCGUACGUGGCGGGUAGUUUUGGGACUUUAUUUUUAGACGCAAUUAUCUUUGGACAAUUCAUGUAUUAUAGAAAUAGCACGAAACAUGAAGUAACCCAUACCUUAUCUAGAGUACCUACCACUCAGUAAUACCCCCCCCCCCGUCCUCCCCUUAAUACUUUUUUAAACAACAAUGUACAUAUAAAAAUAGUAAAACGACUUACACUCCCUUUUUUCUAUCUCCCCUUAUUUUCUCCCCUUAAUAAUUAUGAUGGUGCAUAACCGAGAGUGUUUAUUAUUAAAGAAAAUAUAUGCACGUCAAUUUGUAUAAAUAUAAUCUCUUCUCCG